AUGGCCGCUUUCCUUCAGAACCUGCCCCUGCCGACCCUCGAUCGGCCCUUCGGCAUCCACCUAUGGCCCAUCUUCGACAAGGCCUUCGAGGUUGUCGUGGGAUACCCCGCCAGCGAGUUCAAGUUCCAGGAGGGCGUCACCCCGAUGUCCACCUUCAAGGAGACCGCGACCAUGCUCAUCACUUACUACAUCGUCAUCUUCGGCGGCCGUGAGAUCAUGAAGAAGCGCAGCCCGCUCAAGCUCAAUGCGCUGUUCAUGAUCCACAACUUCUACCUGACCGCCAUCAGCGCUACCCUGCUGGCCCUGUUCAUCGAACAGCUGCUGCCGACCAUCUGGCGACACGGCGUCUUCCACGCGAUCUGUGACCACCAGGGCGGAUGGACCCAGCCCCUCAUUGUGCUAUACUACCUGAACUACCUCACCAAAUACCUCGAACUGAUCGACACUGUCUUCCUUUUCCUCAAGAAGAAACCCUUGACCUUCCUCCACACCUACCACCACGGCGCCACCGCUCUCCUCUGCUACACUCAGUUGAUCGGCUUGACGGCAGUGCAGUGGGUGCCCAUCACCAUCAACCUGCUGGUCCAUGUGGUUAUGUACUGGUACUACUUCCAGAGCGCCCGCGGCAUCCGCAUCUGGUGGAAGCAGUACAUCACUCGUCUGCAGAUCGUGCAGUUCGUCAUCGAUCUGGGUUUCAUCUACUUCGCCUCCUACACCUACUUCAGCUCCACCUACUUCCCGUGGGCUCCCAACAUGGGCGAAUGCGCGGGCGAGGAGUUCGCGGCUUUCGCUGGCAUUGCGAUCAUCACCUCUUACCUGCUCCUGUUCAUCUCGUUCUACAUUGCCACCUACAAGAAGGAGGUCAAGGUCGGCCGCCCGCGCCGCAACACCGGCAAGAAGUCUUUGAUCGACAUGAAGAACUUCGAGGUCCCUUCUCCCGCCACUCCAGCGGGUGCGCAGAGGAACGGCAGCGCCACGCCCUCGAACGGCUCUGCAGUUUCGACCGGCCGCUCGAACGGCCCCGUCACACGCUCUCGCAAGGCGUAA
Messenger RNA from Penicillium lagena, 1047 nucleotides. Its product is annotated as elongation of very long chain fatty acids protein. Gene Ontology annotation, cellular component: endoplasmic reticulum membrane. The transcript is spliced from 3 exons. Gene Ontology annotation, molecular function: fatty acid elongase activity. Gene Ontology annotation, biological process: fatty acid elongation, monounsaturated fatty acid; fatty acid elongation, polyunsaturated fatty acid; sphingolipid biosynthetic process. The record is from RefSeq and is a predicted model, not a curated record. NCBI's taxonomy places the organism in Eukaryota, Fungi, Ascomycota, Eurotiomycetes, Eurotiales, Aspergillaceae. Bases 1 to 1047 code for a protein of 348 amino acids.